AUGACCGGCGUCGUCGUCGCGACGGUGAUCAUGGUUGUGGUCGCCGCGUCAGCGGCGCUGGCUACGGCGGCGGCGGCGGGAAGAGGAGCGAGGGCGGCCGCUGAGGACGAAAGAGGCAACACGCCGGCGGGCCGCAGAGAGGUCACGUACGACGGCAGGGCGCUGAUCCUGGACGGCGCCAGGAGGAUGCUCUUCUCCGGCGACAUGCACUACCCUCGCAGCACGCCUGAGAUGUGGCCGGACCUCAUAGCAAAAGCCAAGAAAGGUGGCCUGGAUGUCAUUCAAACAUACGUCUUCUGGAACGCACACGAGCCUGUUCAAGGGCAGUUUAACUUCGAGGGAAGAUACGAUCUGGUGAAAUUCAUCAGAGAAAUCCAUGCUCAAGGUCUCUAUGUAAGCCUCAGAAUAGGUCCCUUCGUCGAGUCGGAGUGGAAAUACGGAGGCUUACCCUUUUGGUUACGUGGCAUCCCAGACAUUACAUUCAGGUCUGACAAUGAACCCUUCAAGAGGCAUAUGCAAAAGUUUGUUACCAAAAUAGUGAACCUGAUGAAGGAUGAAAGACUAUUCUACCCACAAGGAGGGCCCAUAAUCAUAUCACAGAUUGAAAAUGAAUAUAAGCUGGUUGAGGCUGCAUUUCAUUCAAAAGGGCCACCUUAUGUUCACUGGGCAGCGGCAAUGGCAGUAAAUCUGCAGACAGGUGUUCCAUGGAUGAUGUGUAAGCAGGAUGAUGCCCCAGAUCCAAUUGUCAGUGACUCAGUGGCCAUAUUUAUAGCAUUAUAUGCAAUGUUGAUGAUAUGGUUUAGAUUAAUACCUGCAAUGGGCUCAUCUGUGGGGAAACAUUUCCAGGGCCAAAUUCUCCAAACAAACCGGCUUUAUGGACAGAAAAUUGGACAUCUCGAUCAAAGAUAUAGGUCAGCAGCAGACCUUGCCUUUGCAGUAGCACUGUUUAUAGCAAGAAAGAAAGGGAGCUUUGUAAACUACUACAUGUACCAUGGUGGAACAAACUUUGGAAGGGUUGCAUCUUCCUAUGUUACAACAAGCUAUUAUGAUGGAGCCCCUCUUGAUGAAUAUGGAUUAAUAUGGCAACCGACAUGGGCUCAUCUCAGAGAACUGCAUGCUGCAGUAAAGCAAUCUGCAGAGACAUUACUUUGGGGAGCAUAUUCUAAUCAUUCAUUUGGUCAACAACAAGAGGGGCAUGUUUUUGCAACAGAUUCUGGGUGUGUGGCUUUCCUGGUAAACUUUGACAAGCAUAAGGUAUCAACCAUUCAAUUUGGUGAAGAGGUGUUCCAGCUAGCUCCUAAGUCAAUCAGUAUCCUCUCACAAUGCAGGGAACUAAUAUUUGAAACAGGCAAGAUAAAUGCUCAGCAUGGUUUAAGAACAGCACAAGUAGUGCAGCCUCUCAAUCAUGCUGAUAGGUGGAAAAUAUUCAAAGAACCAAUUCCUGCAGUACCAAGUAAAAUCUCACAUGUUGGAAACCAGCUAUGCGAACACAUGUCAACUACAAAAGAUGAAACAUAUUAUCUCUGGUACCUUGCCACGUACAACUAUAGGCGAAAUGGGAAUGACGACUUAGUGCUUAAUGUUGAGUCACAUGCACUUAUUUUACAUGCUUUCAUUAACAAUGAUCAUGUUGGAAGUGUGCACAGGAGUCAUGAUAAACCUGGCAACAUUGUUCUUAAUGCGGCUAUUUCACUAAGGGAAGGACAGAACUCCAUAUCACUGUUAUGCGUCAUGGUCGGUUCACCGGGCUCCGGCGCAUAUAUGGAGAGAAGAACCUUUGGAGUGCGAAAAGUGAGCAUAAAACGAAGGCAGCAGAGACCACAUUCCAUAAACAUUGAGCUGUGGAAACACCAAGUUGGCUUAUAUGGAGAAACAAAUAAAAUUUACACAUCUGAAGGAUCAUCUCAUGCAGAAUGGACUGCAGUUGACAAGUCCGUACAUCUACCGCUUAUCUGGUAUAAGGGAAAUGACCCUGUGACACUGAACCUAACUAGUAUGGGAAAGGGUGAAGUAUGGAUUAAUGGGCAGAGCAUUGGACAGUACUGGGUCUCCUUCAAAACCCCCAGUGGGAAACCUUCUCAAUCCAUGUACCAUAUACCUCGAAAUUUUCUAAAGACUGGAGAGAACCUCCUUGUACUUAUGGAGGAAAUUGGUGGCGACCCACUACAAAUAACAGUAAACAAAAUGUUCGUUACCAGAAUUUAUGGUACCGUCAGUGAGUUCUCUACCCCAUCCCUCUUGUCAAGCAAAAAUCAUCCAGCUGUUCACCUCCGGUGCCAGAAAGGCAAACACAUAACAGAUAUCGAAUUUGCAAGCUAUGGAAAUCCUAUCCAAGACUGCAGGGAUUCUGGACGGAGCUGCCAAGGAAGUUGCCAUGCAGAAAUGUCUGAAUUCGUUGUGAAGAAUGUAAAAUUCUGCCACCCCAGUGCUACAUUUGCAUCAACGCGGUAUAGUAUUGCCAAGAUGCUACAACAAAGCACAAAUUCCUAA
Molecule: messenger RNA, 2490 nt
Organism: Miscanthus lutarioriparius
Lineage: Eukaryota; Viridiplantae; Streptophyta; Magnoliopsida; Poales; Poaceae
Source: the annotation of a GenBank genome assembly